Molecule: messenger RNA, 1466 nt
Organism: Paramecium tetraurelia
Lineage: Eukaryota; Ciliophora; Oligohymenophorea; Peniculida; Parameciidae
Exons: 5
Biological process (GO): intracellular signal transduction; peptidyl-serine phosphorylation
Molecular function (GO): protein serine/threonine kinase activity; ATP binding
Source: RefSeq, a predicted model, not a curated record
AUGAAUCCAGAUAUGCCUGUCCAUGUGCAAAGUAACUCAAAAAUUCCAUAUUGUUUCGUAGAUCUCAAAUAUGAAGACUUUGACAUCAUAAAGCCUUUAGGAAAAGGGGCCUAUAGUGAAGUAGUGUUGGCUAAGAACAAACUCACUGGACAUGAAUCAGCACUCAAAAUUGUGGACAAGAAUUUCCUCCUUAAAGAGAAAAAGAUGCAUCAUGCAUGUAUUGAGAGAGAAGUGCUGAGUAAUUUGAGACACAAAGGAAUCAUUAAACUGUUCAACGCAUUUGAAGAACAAGAUAAAUUAUAUUACUCGCUUGAGGUGUUAACUGAUGGUAAUUUGUUGGAAUACAUGAACAGGCAUGUUUUAAAUGAUUCAAUAAUAAAAUUCUAUGCAGCUGAAUUGUUGCUAAUUCUUGAGUAUUUGCACCAGAAUGGGUUGGUCCAUCGAGAUGUUAAGCCAGAGAAUAUUCUAUUGACCAAGGAUAAACAUUUAAAACUUAUUGAUUUUGGAACAGUAUUUGUUUAUGAUCAUACUAAAAUUGAUAUCGGAAAUAAACUAGAAGAUAUAAGAAUUUAAUAUCAAAAACAAAGGUCUCCCUCUUUAAAUGAUUUUGAGAAACCCACAAUUAAGUAUUGCAGAGAUUCUAGUUUUGUGGGCACAUCCGAAUACUUGUGUCCUGAACUAGUUGAUUACAAUGUAAUUGGUCCAUAAGCUGAUUUAUGGGCUUUAGGAUGUUUCAUUUAUCAAUUAUAUACAAAUAAAACUCCAUUCUAUUCAGAAAAUGAAUUUGAAUUGUUUAAUAACAUAAGUCAAUGUUCAUGGUCACAAGAAUAAAGCAUACCCAAUGAUGCCUUGGAUCUCAUCAAGAUUUUACUCGAUAAGGAUCCUUCAAAGAGAUUUCAUGGAGAGUUUAAUGAUUGUCAGUAUAAUUAUGAUAAUCUCAAGUAACAUCAAUUCUUUAGAGGAAUUAAUUUUAAAUAGAUGUGGUUGUAAGAUGUCCCUUUUCUAAAUACAGCCACCAUAUAUAAAAGAAAGGUGAGUAGAAUUCAAACAACCCUUGUUGAAAACAACUUAACCUCUCGGGAUAAAUUUGAUGUUAGAGGAAUUUCUGUAACCAAACACAAGGCAGAUUCCAUAAUCAUAUCAGGCCAAUUAGAUAAGGAACAUGGAGUUCUGUUUAUGACUCAGUUCUCUCUUAGAUAUGCCAGCAUUGUAUGCUAAGAUGGGGUUGCAAAUUUUAUCUAUACUAAUCCUUAAUUAAACAAUAAAAAGAGAAUUAUACCCUUAAAUUAAUUUACUUCAUGCAAAUUGUUAGGGAAAGGGAAAUUCAUUGUUGGCGAUAGAAAUAAAAAGAAAUACAUUUUCAAAUAGAGAGAAAAUAACGUACCAGCUCAACAAUGGGUUAAUUUAAUUAACAAAUAUAUCAAAUCUAAUCAUUAUUGAUUGGAAUUUAUUUUAUACAUAACAAA